AUGGCGCCCGUCGUCCUCUCCAUGGACGUGCACUGCGACAGCUGCGCGAAGAAGAUCCGGAAAGCCGUCAUGAAGGUGCCUGGGGCGGAGAGCGUGACUGCGUCCUUCGAGACCGGGCUCGUGGUGGUCGAGGGCCCGGCCGACGCGACGGCGCUCAGGGCGCGGCUCCAAGCCAUGACGAAGAAGGACGUCAAGGUCGUGAGCGACGGCGCGGAGGAGAAUGGGGAGGCGGCCGGCGCCGGCGCCGGCAGCGCUAGCGCCUACACUUAUCCGGCGACGCCCAUCCUCCUGGAGAUGGAGCUGCACUGCCGGUCCUGCGCCGACAGGGUCGAGAGACGCGUGAUGGAGAUCCCAGGCGUGGACGCCGUCACCACGGACGUGCCGGCGCGCCGGGUGAAGGUCACCGGGACGGCCGACGCAUCGGUGGUGGCGACGAGCCUCGAGGUCAGGAUGAGGAAGCCCGUCAGGGUCGUCAGCGACCCCCAGAGGCCAGACGUCGUCCCCGGGUACGACCACGAGUGGCGGAAGGCGGCCGCGGCGCGAGCGGCGGCGCAGGAGAUGCAGGAGAUGUAUGGGGCGGCGACGACGCACGUCGUGCCGCAGGAGGCGUCGGUUAUGGACGACGCCAGCUGCAGCCUCUCGUCACUGUUGUUGUCGGCACCGCCUCCUGGGUGCCGGCUACGCGCCUGUCAGCCAGCUCCGUCUCCGCCUGCGCCGUCUUCGUCGUACGGUGCACCUCCGCCGCAGGCCGGCUACUGGUACCCGGAACCACCGGGAGGAGUGUACGGCGGGCAACACUGGGCGGCGCCGGCGCCCGCCCCACUGUCGGGAGGCUUCUAUAUGCAUCGAGGAGAAUUGUUCGGACAGCAGUGGCCGGCGUACCCACCGCCGGCGCCAGAGCCGGAGGACUACUAUCCGUACGGCGGACAACAGGAUCUGAACCCUGGCAGUUGCUCAAUCCAGUGA
Molecule: messenger RNA, 966 nt
Organism: Setaria italica (foxtail millet)
Lineage: Eukaryota; Viridiplantae; Streptophyta; Magnoliopsida; Poales; Poaceae
Product: heavy metal-associated isoprenylated plant protein 9
Exons: 3
Coding region: 1-966 (321 amino acids)
Molecular function (GO): metal ion binding
Source: RefSeq, a predicted model, not a curated record